Molecule: messenger RNA, 1230 nt
Organism: Drosophila eugracilis
Lineage: Eukaryota; Metazoa; Arthropoda; Insecta; Diptera; Drosophilidae
Product: trypsin-1
Exons: 1
Coding region: 145-1230 (361 amino acids)
Biological process (GO): proteolysis
Molecular function (GO): serine-type endopeptidase activity
Source: RefSeq, a predicted model, not a curated record
GCAGCCGGUUUCCUCGAGGGGAUUCUGGUCUAGCCAGUUCUUUGGUCUUAGCUGGGAGUUCUGGUUCUCAACGGUCUUCUUGCUGGAUGUGGCCAGGAUGCAUUUGGUUAGUUGCCAAUUGCCACUUGGCCAGGUUAGUUCACCAUGUGUAAUUUUCAUCUUCUGCUGAUUGCUGCCAUAGCACUGGGUGAUUUGGCCUUAGCCACACCCUCUUUGCGUUCCGCCUCUGAGCCCGAGAAGAUCUUGGAAAAUCUAGCUCAACUAAGGCAGAGUAGUUUCCUAGAUUGGAUUCAAUCGAUCCUGGGCCCCGAGGUUCCUGCCGAGUGGAGUUCUCCGGCCAAAAGGGAGUGUGGCGAUUGCAGCUGCGGUAAUAUCAAUACCCGUCAUCGCAUCGUCGGUGGCCAGGAGACGGAGGUCCAUGAAUACCCCUGGAUGAUAAUGCUCAUGUGGUUCGGUAGCUUCUACUGUGGUGCCACCUUGGUCAACGAUCAAUACGCCUUGACCGCCGCUCAUUGCGUCAAUGGUUUCUAUCAUCGCUUGAUCACCGUUCGCUUGCUGGAGCACAAUCGUCAGGAUAGCAAUGUGAAGAUUGUGGAUCGCCGCGUGGCCAGAGUGCUCAUCCAUCCCAAAUACAGUACCAGAAACUUCGAUAGUGACAUUGCUUUGAUUCGUUUCAAUGAACCGGUACGUCUUGGUGUGGAUAUGCACCCAGUUUGCAUGCCCACUCCCAGCGAGAGUUAUGCUGGCCAAACAGCGGUGGUCACCGGUUGGGGAGCCUUGAGUGAGGGAGGCCCAGUUUCAGAUACCCUCCAAGAAGUGGAAGUGCCCAUUCUCAGCCAGGAAGAGUGUCGAAAUAGCAACUACGGCGAGGACAAGAUCACCGACAACAUGAUCUGUGCUGGAUAUGUGGAGCAGGGUGGCAAGGACUCCUGCCAGGGUGACAGUGGUGGACCCAUGCAUGUUUUGGGUUCUGGAGAGGCCUAUCAGCUGGCUGGCAUCGUGUCCUGGGGUGAAGGUUGCGCCAAACCCAAUGCUCCGGGUGUUUAUACUAGAGUGAGUAACUUCAACGAUUGGAUUGCGGAGAACACCAAGGAUGCCUGCUCCUGUGCUCAGCCGGAGGCUCCUGCUGAACCAGCUUCUACUCCGAACACCACCGAGCAGGGUGAACAGGAGAACACCACUGCCGCUGAAUCAGAUCCCGAGGUUGAGGAGGCCAACAAAUUGGUUUAA